This is a messenger RNA of Fusarium poae, 366 nucleotides long. It is a transcript of the gene MIC10, whose product is annotated as Mitochondrial inner membrane organizing system component. NCBI's taxonomy places the organism in Eukaryota, Fungi, Ascomycota, Sordariomycetes, Hypocreales, Nectriaceae. The record is from RefSeq and is a predicted model, not a curated record. The transcript is spliced from 5 exons. Gene Ontology annotation, cellular component: mitochondrial inner membrane; MICOS complex; mitochondrion. Bases 1 to 366 code for a protein of 121 amino acids.
AUGCGCCCCGCGACUUUUCCAGCCCGCUCUUGCGUCCCGACUUGUUCCAUAACUUUGCUUGUUACGACCGAUUGCACGACCCAAGCCAAAAUGUCCGAUUCUACCGUUGUCCGUCCUCCUCCCAGCGCCAUUUCCAGGCCGCUUAGCGAGUCUCUUCUCAAUGAGAAGUGGGACCGCUGCCUCUCCAACCUCCUCGUCAAGUCAUCCCUCGGUCUCGGUUUUGGUGUCGUUUUCUCUGUCCUCCUGUUCAAGCGAAGAGCAUGGCCCGCCUUUGUCGGCGUUGGCUUCGGUGCCGGCCGUGCCUACGAGGAGUGCAACUUUAGCCUGAAGCAGGCUGCGCGAGACUUGAAGAAGCAGACCGCAUAA